AAGUAUCGAGAAGGCAAGCGCAAUUUGUUGAGUUGUUUUGCAGUUGUUGAGAUGUGCGUGUGUAGUGCGCUGGUUUGAACGUAAUGGCUUGCGUGAGUAGCUGAACACUCAGCGAGGUAUUGACAAUGCUACAAACUAGUGCAAGGAUGCAUUUAAGCGAGUUCGCGGCCGUUGGACUUCUCCUCUCAGUUUUCACUACGCUCGCCGUAGCUGCAAACGUCCAAAACGUCUGUACGGACAGCAUUGGAGCCGUGAACGGACCCGUCAUGUUCAGGCACACAUGGCAGGUGGGCCUGCCUCUAGAGAAAGGAGUGCGCUCGGACUUCAUGUACCUGUCAGUCUGCGAGCCCCUGAGCUUUCCUGACAGCUCUCCGGCUGCAGUGUGCAACGGCAAGUCCGCGUGUCGUGUGACUGAUGGCAAGGCGGAGGUGUACGCGGACUUUAGUGCCAACGCCUCCAAUGUGGUUGUGAGUGAGGGCUGGUUGUUUGUCAAGGGGAACACAUGUGCUGGAAGCUCCAACACAAACUACAAGAUAUCCGUUAGGAUCAGCUGUGCAGCCCAUCUUGGAUCUCCGGAGUAUUUCCUUGACAAAAAGUGCCAGCUGUUUCUCAUGUGGAGGACUUCUGCGGUAUGUGCCGAAAAGCCUGCACGCACCGAGGUUCCCUGCACUGCCCACACCGACACCGGCCUUAGCCACGAUCUCUCGGGCCUGAUCAAAAGUGCGGGAGGGUACGUGGUGGAAACGACAGACGCGGACAUGACUCUGGUCAUCAACGUUUGUUCGGACAUGCAAUCUGCCAAUGGGAUUACGUACCCACCAAUGGCUGGUGCCUGCAUUCUGGAAGGCAAGGAGUGCAAGUCUGUUGGCCAUCUGCAGUCUGGCCUUCAGGCUAAUGGCUCUGGCAUCUACAUAGAGUAUCCACCCAGCCCUGGAUCGACGCCAAGACCAGGUUGUACGUUGCCCCCCAGGACUUUUGUCCAGUUUCGUUGUCCACGGCGUGAACAAAGUCAUGCCCCGAGACUGAUUUCAGACGUUGACUGCCACUACUACGUCGAAUGGGAGACCCAACACGCCUGCUCAUUGGAUCUUCUUCGAGCCGAUCCAGUGGAAUGCAAAUUCACAAGUGACAAUCAUGGCAUUGACAUUGACCUCAGCCCACUAAAGAAGGAAGAUGGUUUCUACACUACCGAAGCGAAUAUCAAUGGCACAAAGGCAGUCAUCAAGUACAACAUUUGUGGUAAAGGCCUGGGUUCAGUCCAGUGUGGAAAGAAGCGAGUCUUCAGGUCGGCCGUCUGUGCCGAGAUCAAUGGGGAGUCAUUUUCGCUGGGACAGGACCAAGAACAGACACUUCAGCUCGUUGACGACGUAGUUACAAUGAAGUUCAAGGACGGCAGUGAUUGCGGUCCUUCUGGGUCAAUGUGGUCGAGCGAUGUUCAUUUUGUCUGCAAUAAACAGCAAGAGGAUGGUGAGAUGCAGUUUGGCUGGCUUGAUCACAGCGCCUGUACCUAUCACUUCAUCUGGGAAACUGCUCACGCAUGUCCGAAGGCUCGGGAAACUGACUGCAUUGCAGAGAGUGGGGACGUUCGGAUCAAUCUCGGGCCCCUUUCACGACGUGGAGGUGAUGCUCCUUGGACUGCUCUGGGCAGCUUGAAAAGCGACAAGGAGAGUGUCAUAUUGAUCAAUGUAUGUGAAGGCCUUGGCAAGACAGAGGUUGCGAAGGAGUGUGGAGCGACGAGCACAGUUUGCGUGAAGAAGAGCAACGGAAAGAGCGCCAUCUAUGGAACACAGCUGGCUAAGCUUGUGUACGACAGGGGUAGCAAAACGGCCUCAAUGUCCUCGGAAGGUGGUCCCUGUUGGAAUGGCAAAAACCUUCGUUCUGUAAUUACAUUUAUCUGCAAACCAGGUGCCGUUUCAACAAGUCCACAGCUGGUCCGGGAAGUGGAGUCCGAGUGUCUGCUGGAAUUUGAGUGGCACACUGCUCUUGCCUGCCCUCGGGCGUCCCAUGUCGGCCAGGACUGUCGAGUCUACAAUGAUGCUCUUGGCUUUGAAAUCGAUUUGAACCCUCUCAAGAGCAGCAAGCCAUAUGCACUGCAGCACGAAGGUUAUCGUUUCUUUAUCAACGUGUGCGGCAGUGCAAGUGAAUCUCCAUGCGCUGGCGACGUCAAGAGUGCGAAUGCAUCGGUGUGCCAGGUGUCUAUUACUGAUGGGCGCUUCUGGUCUCUUGGCCAGGCCAACGCAAAGUUGACAUACAUUGACGGAAUGCUGAACCUAACCUACACUAACGGAACCCCCUACAAUGAUGCUGCCAAGACACCUCGUUCGUCUAGCUUGACCUUCCUGUGCGACUAUGAAGCCGGCGUUGGUCAGCCCCAGUUUAUGGAUGAAGCCAGCCGCACUUAUGCUUUCGUCUGGCGCACCAGCUAUGCGUGCCCACCCACUUAUUUUGUGGGCUGUGUGUACAGAGAUCCACACACAAAUUUAAGCUACGAUUUGUCCAGACUGAACCAAGCCAAUCCCGAUGGAGACUGGAUAGCUGAGGAGCACGAGGCCAGUUACACAGUCUUCGCCUAUGUGAGCGUGUGCCGCCCACUGAAGCGUGCUCCACUGGGCUGUUCCUCCAAAGCUGCGGUCUGCAUCGUUCACUCGUACCAUAACAGAACGGAAAGGGUGGUGAUCGCAAAUGCUGGCCAGGCACGUAAUGCCCCACGGAAUGUGUCUGACCUUCUGACGCUUGAAUAUGACCAUGGUGACCCGUGCCCGCACAAGAAGAAUGCAAAUUACAGUUCCAUUAUUCACUUCAUGUGCGACCUCAAUCAGCCCGAGCAGCUUCACUACCUGAAGGGUGGGGAGACCUGUCAGCACAAGUUUCUGUGGGUGACACACAUGGCCUGCCCUGUGAGUCACCUGGAGGCAGUCAACUCGUGCACGCUCACCGACCGGCAGGGAACCACCUACAGUCUCUCGUCGCUGCACCUGCAGGACAGCUUCUACACGGUCACGCACGGCGACGUCAUCUAUGAGCUGAACGUGUGUGGUCCAGUGCACGGAGGCCACUGUUCCGGCCAAGGUAACACCAGUGUGUGCAUGGUGAAGGGCUCUUCUGCCAAGCAGCUUGCCAAGACUAACGGCAUGUCCCUGACCUCGGAUGACCCCGGCUCACUUCGCCUGACCUACGUGGGCAACUACUCCAAUCACACGGCUGCGGCCUUCAAAGUGGUCAUCGAUGCUACCUGCAACGAAGGUACCAAUGGCCACCACAUGUCCCUGCUGAAGGAGGAGCCUUCGCUUGUGGUGUUUGGCUUGUCCACACCCUUGGCCUGCGAACCGGUGCCUGCCAAGUGCGUCUUUGACGACUUCUAUGGCUAUGAGUACGACCUGACUCCCCUCCAGCUGCGCACUGGCAACUGGGAGGUGUACCACUCCAAGAGCAACCGCCACUUUCACAUCUCCUUCUGCCAGUCGCUGAACCCGAGCCCCGGCUACUCCUGUCCACCUGGUGUCGCUGUUUGCGAAACAAACGCCCAGACACCCACUCUGCCAGGCGUCAGUUGGGGAAACGCAUACGGCGUGCCCACGGUUACCAGUGAUGGUGCCGUGCUCGUGCAGUACCCGAACGGCGGUCCCUGCGCCAACGGCCAACGCACUCGCAAGACCGUCGUCUCUCUCAUCUGCAACGAUGAACAGGUUGGUCCCACUUUUGUGGCAGAAUCGGAGGACUGUGAAAUGUUGUUCGACUUCCAGACGCCUGCUGCUUGUCCGCUAAAAAUGGCGAGAGGUUCGGACUGCCAGGUGCAGGAUCCGCGCUACGGAUACAUCUAUGACAUGUCCCCGCUCAAAAAUGUCUCUACCGACUAUGAGGUGCACGCUUCUGGCUUCACAUACUUGAUCAACGUCUGCCAGCCUUUGAAGUCUACAAAGUCUGGAUGUUCGGGAGCUGCGGUGUGCCAGACUAAGCCUGCCGAUGCUAAGUUUAGUGUGGAUGCUGGCAAGCCCAACAGCACGCUGGUAUACAGGAAUGGCCUGGUGACUUUGACGUACGCCCAAGGUUCGGGUGGCUGCAAAGGAAACUUCAACCGCACCUCCGUCAUCACUUUUGUGUGCGACCAUUCGACGAUGGGCUGGCAGGGUCCGGAAUUCCUGUCAGAAUCCCGGGAUUGCACGUACACGUUCGAGUGGCGCACCAUGUUGGCCUGCCCGCCGAUCGUCAAGAGCGAAUGCAGCGUAUUGCACGGCAAGGAAGGACUCGUAGACCUGUCUCCACUGUCAAAUCCCAAGAAUAACUAUGUGGUGACGACGGCCAACGGGACGAAGUAUGUUCUCAACGUGUGUCGCAGCGUCAUCUACGGUCCUGGUUCGGCCUGUGUGAAAACAGCCGGUGCCUGUGCAGUUCUUAAACCCCAUGUCACCCAGAACAUUGGCCAGGUUCAGCAACCUCCGGUUUUUGAGGACGGCGUCGUCAAGAUCAAGUACACUUCAGGUGACAUCUGCCAAACGAGGAGUUCGCGUAGCCAGCCAAUUCGCAUGCAGACAGUGAUCGAGUUUGAGUGCGACAAGAACAUCAAAGCUGGUUACCCAAUCUUGCUGCGGGAGGAAAGGUGCACAUACUACUUCCAGUGGCGCACUGCCUACGCCUGUCCAAUGACUGAGGAUGCCGUGUACGACGACUGCAAGGUGCUUCAUCCGCUUACCAAUGAAGAAUUCGACAUGUCUGCACUACGAAGUGUGUUCCCUGUUAAUAUUUCUCGAGAUGGAUACACUUACUUCAUGAAUGUUUGCGGGUCUUUGCCAGCAGACCUCUGUGGGAAAGGAGCGGGCAUGUGCGCCAUGGACAAUGAAACUGGCAAUGUUGCAAGCUUGGGCAAAGCCAGCAAUCAGAUCCACCUGAUGAACGACGGAGUGAUGUACCUGAAGUACGACGAAGGCGAUUGGUGCCCCAAUGCUCACUUGCAACCUUUCACGAGGCGAAGCACCAUGAUCCAGUUUGUGUGUGCAUCGGCCGGCCGCUCCCAUCUGGGGCCACAGUUGCUACACGUGGACAGCCACUGCGCCUACUACUUCGUGUGGUACACCGAGCGUGCAUGUCGUAGGGUGCUGCACUGUGUUGUCGACGAAGGAACGGAGCAGUACGACCUGUCACCCCUUAUCAAGUCGGCAGGCAGGCACACUGUGUUGAACUUGGUAGACCCUGGAUAUGUAUACUACAUCAAUGUCUGCCAGCCUGUUCACGCUGUGGCACCUUACCACAUGCUUGCCAAUGCUGGACUCGUCAGGACCUCCAAGACGACAGGCUCAGUAGAGAGCUUGGGAGAAGUGUUCAUGGAGCCCUUUAACGACUUUGAAGGGCACGUUACGCUGCUCUAUGUUAAUGGAUCUCAGUGUGCUUACAACUCGUCAAUGUCCAACAGGGCACGGGUGAUAUUUGUCUGCGACCCAUCGACAACUGUGGAGGAGCCCACGCUGUUGGACAUCGACAAGGAAAGCUGCGUGUACAUCUUCGAGUGGAGGACAAACCUCGUGUGCCCAGAGAUCAACAAGAAAGCAGUACCCACCGAGGAGUGUACAUUCAGCAUUCCUCAGCAUGGACUUAGCUUUGACCUGUCCGCACUGAAGCCCACCACCAGCUCUACGUUUGAGGUGCCUGACCAAGAUGGCAAGGGAAAAUUCACACUUGACGUAUGUGGCCAAACGAAGUCUGCCAGUUCUGACUGCGACGGUGGCUCGGUGUGCUUCGUCUCCGCUAACGAAAAGCGAAGCUACGGAACCCUGAGCUCAUUCACUUACAUUCAGGGUGGCCUGAAGGUCAUGUACACCAAUGGAAGCGCAUGCAAUGAAAGUGAAGCAACGGCACACUCUGCUUCAGUGAACUUUCAGUGUGAUGAGAACGCUGGUAUUGGCACACCUGUGUUGGAACACAUACAUGCAUGUUACUUAACCUUUGUCUGGAAGACAAGCUUGCUCUGCGUGCCAGACCACAGGCAGUGUAUGCUCACCUCUGGUGAUAACACAUACGACUUUGGACUUCUGGCAUCUGUGAGCCACGUCAGAAGCGUGACAGACUCUGAAGGAAACAUAUAUUGGCUCAACGUGUGCAGUGACAUGAAUGCAGACCACCAGAAUGUUCAGUCAUGUCCAAGCUCCGCAGCUGUCUGCAUGCGGAAAAAGGACCACAGUGGGCACGACUUCACCAUUGGGAAAGCUCAGUCGCUCAAACUGUCUGCUAUUGAUUCUAGGCGUGUCGAUAUGAUGUACGGCGGAGGGGAUCCGUACGUCUGCCACAACCGCACCACUCAACACCCAUCAACUCUGAUCCAGCACGAGUGCGUGACCAGUGGCAGUAGCACCGGAGUCUUGGAGUUUGUAAGCGGUCCCACGCCGGACCAGUGCCUGUUUGUCUUCAAGUGGAAGUCUAGAACAGCCUGUCCCCUUGCAGAGGACAAUGUUGUGCCUGAAAACGAUGGCAUACUUGUGGAAAAGAGGCUGGGCCUUGCUAUGAACUUGUCUUCACUAUUGAACAAUGCCUUCAAUGUGUCCGAGAGCCGAGGCAAGGACAAGUAUGUCUACAUGGUGAAGCUGGGAGGACCCGUCGUCACUGGCGUUCCUGGAGCGUGCACCAAGGCCAGCGUGUGCCAGUCCAAGGAUGCCACUGGCUUCUACAGGGACAUUGGCAGCUUCAGCACCAAGAAGUUCGUUGUUCGAGGAUCAGAGUUGCUGCUUGAAAUGGAGUCCUUGGUCAGCAAGUGUGGUCGUACAAAUAACAGCGUCAAGUCCAUCAUCAGCUUUGAGUGCUCGAAAUCUGCUGGCCUGGGCUCUCCAGAGUUCCUUUACGAAUCUGGGAAAUGUCAUUACCUGUUCCGAUGGGCAACAGCCCAGGUGUGCCACGAUGCUCUCGUACGGCUUGUCGAACCGGAUUCGGAUCGUCUUGUCAGUCCGGCGUCGGCGUCGUCCAACACCACCAUUGGGAUUGUCAUUGCUGCCGUUGUUGUCUUUGUACUUGCAUCGGCAGGCCUGUACCUGGUGAGACAUAAGUUGAGGGCCUUGGUUGAUCUCACUUGCUACAAGUCCCUUAGUGGAAUAAGGGUACCGCAAUACCACUAUUCAAAGACCACAUCUCAGCUGCGGAGCACAGAUGAAAACGGAGACACCGAACUGCUGACGUCGGGGUCCUCACUGAACUCUGCGGACGAUCCUUUAGACACUCAUGUUUUAGCGUAGGCGACCAUUGUUUUAUAUCGUUGUCUAAUUCUGUCAUUGCGGGGCUCGUGACUGAAACCGGGAAGGCAUGCCUAAUUAGACACGAAUCCUCUCUACAGUUUGAUUUCGUCGCGUAGAUUGACCAAUUUCGUGUGAGGCUGUAUGGUUUUUCGAGUCCUUUAGCUAAGGCAUUUUUUUUUUUUUUCAUUUAGGUUGUAGACGGAGUGGGAAGGAAAGGGUCACGAAAAAGGAAUUGCUCCAUCGUUGUUACUAGCAGCAGGGUGGAAAUUGCUGGAAAAGUUUCGCGACUUGAUGCGACCACCGCGGCACGUAUGUGUUUGAACACGUUGACUGUGAUAACCGACCUCGCAUUGAAGCGGCUGCAACCCAUCGCAGCAUCUUCCGUGUUGUGAGAUUUCUAAGCAAUCCCAGCUUUACCAGAGCACAAGACUUUUUCUUUCUUUAAUCUCUUCGCACUUUCCUCGACGUCGUUGGGUAGCCAGCAAUCGAGGGAUGCAGCGAAUUCCAUUUUCUCUUUUUCCAUUGCCAUUGUUCUCACUUAGUUUCGAGCUAGUCUCAUGUUCUCUGUGUUAGGCUCGAGCUGGUCUCAAUGUUACUAUGCACUUGUUUUGGCCUGGACGCUUCCGUGACUAAACCCGUUAGUGCAGCUUCCUGUCGUCACCACGCCUACCCCGCCCUUAUCGUUUACGAUGGACUUGCCCUCUCUGGUGGGACAGUGUGCCUUGAUCUAGUCCAUGCUGACUCACAUAUACUGUACGAUGGUUUAGUGCGCUACUACGGUUUUGUACGCUUCAUGCCAUGUGAUAAAGCACGAUAGACAAGAGGCACAAUCGCUGGCAUUACUAGCCAAGACUAAGUGUUUUCACUUCUAUUUCUCAAGCCAUAGUUAUUUAGUUGAAGUAUGUUUGUGGUUUUAUGCACUUGACAUGUUUGCAUUCCAGGCUCAAAUUGCGGAGUGCUUGGCUUUGUCAAGGUCAGCGUCGUGCGCUAGAGUAACCAAAAAAAGAAGCAGAAUUGUUGUUCUAUUCUCUUUUUUUUUCUUUUAUCUGCACAAGGCAUGCAGACAGAGUACAUAAUUGACUAGACUGUUACAUGUAUAUAUGCAUUUCAUGAGAGUGAGGUAUGUUUGAAUAAAUCUAAUUUAUUAUACA
This is a messenger RNA of Rhipicephalus sanguineus (brown dog tick), 8365 nucleotides long. RefSeq names its product cation-independent mannose-6-phosphate receptor (gene Lerp). Gene Ontology annotation, biological process: lysosomal transport. Gene Ontology annotation, molecular function: signaling receptor activity; D-mannose binding. Gene Ontology annotation, cellular component: trans-Golgi network. The record is from RefSeq and is a predicted model, not a curated record. Lineage: Eukaryota; Metazoa; Arthropoda; Arachnida; Ixodida; Ixodidae.